This is a messenger RNA of Pimephales promelas (fathead minnow), 1186 nucleotides long. The record is from RefSeq and is a predicted model, not a curated record. NCBI's taxonomy places the organism in Eukaryota, Metazoa, Chordata, Actinopteri, Cypriniformes, Leuciscidae.
CUAAAGGCAUACAGAGCUUUUCAAAGAUGGAUGAAUCGCUUUUAAACAUAUACACGGGGGCUAUUCCAGGCACAUCAUGGCAAAUUCGACUGGAAGCCCAGGGCUCCAGGGACUACAGCAGACGGUUUUCCCCGAGAACACAGAACACCAAACGCCUGCCACCAUCCGGUCAAAGCAGCCUGAGGAAAAGGGCCAAAAGAAGAGAAAAGAGAAAAGAACAGACAGCAGUGCCCCAAAGAGGCGCAAGAAGAAUGACACCAGUAGAAAAAAAAAAUGGAUCGCUGGACGUCUGUGCGGGGGCAAAUAAUAAACAAAGCCCCCUUUCCGCACCCCCUCGCAUUCCUCUAAGAGACCUGAUGGAGGCUGAGACAAAGUUAGUGUUCGGUGACGAACAGGACAUUACCCACAAGUCCCUGGCCUGCACCGCCACACAAUUAAUGUGUCAAGCGGCUGAAAUAGGAGGGCCUCCGAGUGGACCUAAUCUCAGCUUUCUGCCUCAAAUUGACAAAUGGCUCGAUGUAGCUUUACAGGACGCCGACUCGUACUACCAACUGAAGAAUUAUGCCACUGCAGCCAGCCGUUUCACUGCUGCACUAGAGGUACUUGAUAUUUAAAUUUUACCACAGGCUUCCCGACCUACAGGCCUUCAUAUGUUCAUUUAACACACUGAAAAUUCUGGAAAAUUUACAUGAACUGUUAUGGGAACCUAAGGUGUUUGGAAGUCUUGUUUGCUGUAUGGAUCUGCUUGGAUGUUCGGGUUAAUUGCAAACAUAAUCUUACAGGGAUACUUCACCUCUGGGAAGAUGAAUGAGUAUUUCAUGUUGGUCAUUUAUAUAAUAGAAAUGUGAAAUUAUUUUUGAAAUUGAAGCAUUCUAGACUGAGAAAAGGCAGAAAAUGUAUAUUUUACUCAUGUGACUGAAAGACAACAACUCCCAGAAUGCACUUGCUUUGCUGCCCUUUACGAGGCCACUCCCAAACCACGCCUACCGUUUACAGAUGGCAGAAUCCAAAAAUAGAUAAAUCUAGGCUUGCUUUGAUACUUUGUGAGAAAUUUGAUAAAUUUCCAUCGAAAUGGUAGUAAAUUUCGUUGUACUGGGAUGUAUAACCUAAUGUAUACAACACAACAAGGCAGGACAAUGUCAACAGAGUAGCUUAGUAGCUCUGCAUAUGAACUGUUUUCCUUCAA